CUUUCCCGGCAGCGCCGCGCAAUAGAAGCCCAGCGUUCGUGUGGGAACCACCACUGUUCUCUCUCUGUCUUCUGAUUCGUGAGAGGAUUAGAAUCGGAUUCACUUGAAUGAAUUUCCCUGGGGCAGUUGGAAUUUGGAGUUUGAAGGCAUCCUGAGUGAAAUUCUUUGGUGCCCUGUGGCUGAAUUUGAGCGAGAGGAAGAUGGGAGAAGAAUUUGGUGGCCGGAACCGGAAGCCCAAGAUUCCGGUGGUCGGCCGGAGGAACGUGCUCAUCACCAGCGCCCUCCCUUACGUCAACAACGUCCCCCAUCUCGGGAACAUCAUUGGAUGCGUCCUGAGCGCGGAUGUCUUCGCGAGAUACUGUCGUCUUCGCGGUUACAACACUAUUUACAUUUGCGGGACGGAUGAGUACGGGACGGCCACCGAGACGAAGGCGAUGGAGGAGGGUUGCUCCCCAAAAGAGAUUUGUGACAAGUAUCAUGCAAUCCACAAGGAAAUCUAUGAAUGGUUUGACAUUAAGUUUGAUGAGUUUGGACGUACUUCCAGUCCUAAACAAACUGAUAUUUGCCAGGCAAUAUUCCAUAAGCUAUUGGAAAACAACUGGCUUUCUGAAAACACAAUGCAACAGCUAUAUUGUGACACAUGCAAUCGCUUUUUAGCAGAUAGACUUGUUGAGGGCACAUGCCCUACUCCUGGAUGUGAUUAUGGCGAUGCCAGGGGUGAUCAAUGUGAAAAAUGUGGAAAACUGUUAAAUCCAACUGAGCUUAUAGACCCAAGGUGCAAGGUCUGCAGGACUUCACCCCACAUUCGCGACACCAAACAUUUGUUUUUAGAACUCCCAUUGCUCAAGGACAAAUUGGAAGAAUAUAUCGAUAAUAUGUCAGUUGCUGGAUCUUGGAGCCAAAAUGCAAUUCAGGCCACUUAUGCCUGGUUGAAGGAAGGUCUGAGACCUCGAUGUAUAACCAGGGAUUUGAAAUGGGGAGUACCUGUACCCCUUGAAAAGUUUAAGGAUAAGGUAUUCUAUGUGUGGUUCGAUGCUCCUAUUGGAUAUAUAUCAAUAACAGCAUGCUAUGCUUCAGAAUGGGAGAAGUGGUGGAAGAAUCCUGAAAACGUGGAGUUGUUUCAGUUCAUGGGCAAAGACAAUGUGCCUUUUCACACAGUCAUGUUUCCUUCAACACUUCUAGGGACUGGAGAGCGCUGGACAUUGAUGAAGACAAUCAGUGUAACAGAGUAUUUGAAUUAUGAAGCAGGGAAAUUUUCCAAAAGUAAGGGUAUGGGUGUUUUUGGAAAUGAUGCAAAAAGUACAAAUAUUCCUGUUGAAGUAUGGCGCUAUUACUUGCUAACUAAUCGGCCUGAGGUGUCAGAUACCCUGUUUACAUGGAAAGAUUUGCAGGCGAAACAGAACAGCGAGCUUUUGAAGAAUUUGGGAAACUUCAUUCAUCGAGUCUUGAGCUUCAUUGCCAAACCUUCAGGAGAAGGAUAUGGAUCCAUAGUUCCAGAUGCACCUGAUGCAGACUCACAUAUUCUGACAAAAAGAUUUGGAGAUACUGUUGGUAACUUAGUUGAACAGUAUGUGGAAGCUAUGGAGAAGGUUAAACUGAAACAAGGGCUGAAAAUAGCAAUGGCAAUUUCUGGAGAAGGGAAUGUGUACCUGCAAGAGAGUCAAUUUUGGAAGCUACAUAAGGAGGACAAUGCUUCCUGUUCUAUUAUAAUGAAGACAUCAGUUGGAGUGGUCCAUUUAUUGGCAUCUCUGUUAGAACCUUUCAUGCCCUCCUUCAGCUUUAAGGUACUACAACAACUCAAUUUACCUUUUGAGGCACUGUCAUUUUGUGAUGAGAAAGGAGAUAUAGGCAGGGCUAGGCAGCCUUGGGACAUUCUUCCUGCUGGCCACAAGAUAGGGCAACCAGAGCCAUUAUUUGUUGAAAUGAAAGAUGAGGAAGUAGAUAAAUACAGGCAGAAGUUUGCUGGAAGUCAGGCUGAUAGGAUUGCAAAAGCAGAAUCUGAAGCACAGAAAGCUGCUAAACUGCUGCAGGAAACAACUAUUUCAGAGGAGUCAGCUAUCAAUAAGAAAUCAACAAAGCCUGCAUCAAAAGUAAAAGCCAAAGAACCUGAUGUUUCUAUUACACAACUUGAUAUCCGUGUUGGUCUUAUCACUAAGGUUCAGAAGCAUCCAGAUGCUGAUUCAUUGUAUGUUGAGGAGAUAGAUGUAGGCGAAGCAUCUCCCCGAACUGUUGUUAGCGGCCUUGUCAAGUACAUCCCUCUGAAGGAUAUGCAGAAUCGCAAAGUUUGCGUUCUUUGCAACCUGAAGCCUGCAACGAUGAGGGGCAUCAAGUCACAUGCCAUGGUUCUUGCAGCCUCCAGUGAUGAUCAUUCCACAGUCGAGUUGGUAGAUCCACCAGAGGCUGCUUGUCUUGGUGAGAGGGUGACAUUCCCUGGGUUCACAGGCGACCCAGAUGAUGUACUGAACCCAAAGAAGAAGAUCUGGGAGACAGUGCAAGUCGACCUAAGAACAGGAGAAGAUCUUGUGGCAUAUUACAAGGAUGUGCCAUUCACCACAUCAGGUGGCGUAUGUAAAGUUUCAUCCAUUCGUUGUGGCACAAUUAGGUAGUUUCAUGGUUGGCAAUAUAAACUACACGUUUUUUCCAGCCAAGCCACUCCUGGAAAUAAGAUUCUCUGCAUCUGGUAUAUAGAUUGAGACUUACAUUAUACUGAAGCAUACAAACCGUUGUAACUUGUAACCUUACUUUGGCCCAUCAUGAUAUAAUAUUAUUAUGGCCGACAAGAAACCAUUUUUAUCUGUACACUAAUAUCUCUGUAUAUAUUUGUGUUAUAUUUCAAAGUGUUCAGACAUAAAUAAAGUCAAUAAACUAAUGUUUUCAA
This is a messenger RNA of Nymphaea colorata (pocket water lily), 2878 nucleotides long. Its product is annotated as probable methionine--tRNA ligase. Gene Ontology annotation, biological process: methionyl-tRNA aminoacylation. The record is from RefSeq and is a predicted model, not a curated record. Gene Ontology annotation, cellular component: aminoacyl-tRNA synthetase multienzyme complex; cytosol. Gene Ontology annotation, molecular function: ATP binding; tRNA binding; methionine-tRNA ligase activity. Bases 201 to 2606 code for a protein of 801 amino acids. The transcript has 18 exons. Lineage: Eukaryota; Viridiplantae; Streptophyta; Magnoliopsida; Nymphaeales; Nymphaeaceae.